AUGAAAACAACCGUGCAAUAUAGUCCUGUGAAGGACGGCCGGCGGAUCUUAGGCGAGAAAGACUCCAACGCGUGUCUGCCCCCCGCGCCACAGGCCAAACAGUCAUUCCCGGUCACAGGAACGCCCGUGAAACGAAUGUCAACAAUUCUCUCACCUAGGAAGCUCCUCCCAUCUCCCAUAUUUGCAGGCCAAAAACGGACAAGAGACCAAGUGGACGAGGCAGAAGAGAACAUCGGACACGUGCAGGCGCGGGAGUGCUCUCCGCUGCACGUCCAAUCCGCCGCCCAGGAAGAUAUGCAAAGCCAGCUGCAACAAACACCCGACGCGAUGGACAUCCCAACACCACAAAACUCCCAACCCGAACGUGAACAGACACACGGCCAAGUGGAAACAGACCAUACACCUGCCAUGCUUCACACCCCCGAGGAGGAAACGCGUAGCGUCCCCGAAGACCCAUACGCGCGCAAAAUGUUCAUCCAACAAAAAGCGAGCAUCCUCCGAACCAGACUACAAAGCGCAAUGCGCAACGUGACAGACCACCAAUUCGACCGGCGCGUCUCCGAGCUAGAAGCACAUAGUCGGAAAUGCCCACGCCUCUCUCUUUCCGUCCUUUCCACACCACCACUCUCGUCCCGCAAACACUUCACACCAUCACAAAUGAAGACGCCCAGAAUUGGUUCUUCUGGGUUUAGCUCUACUCCUUCACAUGAUACGCCCGAUCUCCCGGCUCGACCGUCACUUUUGUCUUCGAGCGUUCCCCAACACCGUGCAAAGCCUCAAGGCCAACAUACUCCUCCUAAUGCUCUGGGCUCGCCGAUGCAGUUGAGUAGUCCUCCUGCUACGGUUAUUCGUCGCGAGCGUGAGCGGGAGUCGAGUAUGGGACCGAGGGCUGAGCUUGGGAUUGAAGAUACUAUGACGCCGUCACAGCGGGGUGAUGCGGUUGAUGGGUUGCUCAAGCUUAUGAGUACGACGGAUAGGAAUGAGAGCUCGGACUCGUGGACUGGAUGA
This is a messenger RNA of Penicillium arizonense, 1008 nucleotides long. RefSeq lists its product as uncharacterized. Lineage: Eukaryota; Fungi; Ascomycota; Eurotiomycetes; Eurotiales; Aspergillaceae. The transcript has 3 exons. The record is from RefSeq and is a predicted model, not a curated record. The coding region runs from base 1 to 1008 and encodes 335 amino acids.